GAAGAAAGUGACAUCAUCAUCAGCCAGCGCAAAAUACCCUUUGACGAGCGCAGAAAUCCAGCAUACUUUAGAAACACCACACAACACAAAAAUCAAAACACACCAUGAAGCUUCCCGGAGUGUCUUCAUCUGAUCAGUUCCAGCUUGCGGCGCCCAACACUCUUCUUAGUGGGAGCAACCGCCGUUCUUCAGUUUGCAGUGUUGGUAGUAGUAGCAGUAACUCGGGGAUGCAUGAAGAGACGAGUGGCAAGGACGGAAAGGAGUUGCGUAUACCGGCAAGUCUCCUAAAGUUGAGAGAAGGCAGCCGCCAACAAUCCAACGCGGAUGACGCCAACCCAACAGAGGACGAUGUUGGUGAGAGCAAUCCGAAACGAAGUUCUGGCGUCUUCAAAAUGCCCCUGCCAAGCAUCAAUAUCAAUCCUUUGUCCCUCAUGAACUUUAGCAAUCAUGGAACUACGAGCAAGCAAUCAUCAAGUGAAGAGGAAAUGUUGAAUCAGUUUUUCCACGGCGGCAAUGAUGACGAUUCCGUCGUUUCAGAUUUUGGCGGGGAACAGAAAGAUGAUAACAGUGAACAGGAAGAUGACGAAUCCCUGAAACAAGACGAUCCCUUGAAACAAGAGGACGAAACAAUCACGACCACGGAGCCUCGGGAAUUUACGCUACAGCGACGACAUAGCCGACGCGCAUCACGUAGGAGUCGGCGAAAUAGCAGCAACAAAUUGUUGGCGCAAGGAACGGAUGACUUGGUCAACGAAGUCAAACAAGCUAUUAGUAAUAGUAAGGAAGACAGACAAGCCAAACGAGAAUCCGUUCGACGGUCCUGCAGCGCCCGAAGGCGAGCCUCAAGGAGAACCGCUAUCGACGACAACGCAGAAACCACUGAUCACCGAGGCAAGCAAAAUGAUGAGGAAAGUAAUAAUGCCGGGCCUCAGAUACGGCGCAAUCAGAGUACAGGAAAUAUAAGGCUAAGAGAGCUCAGGCUGAAUGGUGGGCCACCCCUCGAGAGGAAUUCAAGUGGAGGUAGUCUAAAGAGACGGGAGCUUCGGAAGAGUGGACCCGGUAGGAGCUGCGUUUCCCCUAAGCGAAGGGGCUCUCGAAGAAUUCCCGAAAGAGAAAGCACUGGCGCCCUAGACGAUGACGAGGGUUCUACUAGGUCGGACUGCAAGGUACAAACUCAAUCCGGUGAGGAAGAACCAUGUAUGAGGAAGGUUCGAAGCAUCAAGAAGCCUCUUUCAAAGGUGCCACGCCAAUCAUCAAAUCCGGACGAAAACCGAACUCGAGCCAUGUCGCUCAUCCACAAAGCAUCUAGUAGUAUUGGUGCCUAUGAAACACAGCUGAAGCACUCAUCGAGCUACAACAGAUUGAAGGGCGCGGGAGCCAAGACCGGGAAGCAAAGAGGCGUCUUAAGACGGAACCAUUCGGCACAUGCAAAAAUUGCCCUGGGCUACCAUCAAAAAUCAUCGGCAGCACCACGAGCUGCUAACGCCGAGUUUCAAAUGCUGAAACGCCAGGGCAGGCGAAAGAGUGAUCUUUUGAACGUUGAUACCAAUGAUCUUAUGCAGCUGUUGGGACCUCUCAAGACAGGCCUUCAUAAGGAGGUUGGAAAAGCUGAGGAAUCUGAAGAUGACGAUGACUGCUUCUUGCCCGGGCAACCUAUAACUCCUUUCCGCUCAUGCAGCAACAGCCACAGUUCCACCCAAAGCCCAGAUGUAGCACGUGAAUGUGAAGUUCAAGACGCGGAACAAACGCACUACGAAGAGGCUUUCAACUUGGCGGAAACUGUGCCUCGCUCGGUUGCUGUACUUCAGAAGGACCCGAUUCAGACCAGUGAGCGCACACCAAAUACGCAAGAUUCGUCAUCUCAACUGCCAGAAGUAGACACCCUUGACGACGAUGCAACCCCUGUGAUGACUCCUGAGCAAAUGGCAAUCUGGAAGUGUUCAUGUGGAGAAAUCAAUGAAAAGAUUUACAGGUUCUGUGGGAUUUGUCGUGAACCUCAGAUGUGGACAUGCUCCGUGUGCAAGUUUGAGCACAACAAGUGCAGGUUCCAAUACUGUGGCUCGUGUGCAAGUCCCAGGAUGGCACAAGGUACCGGUAGUUAAAUUGACAACCAGGGGGCUCUCCCUGUUGUAGCAGCCAAAGCUCAUGUUGAACGAAAGAAUGCCUGCAGCUGUCACAUUCACUGGUAAAGAAUAAUAACUAAAAGCUAUUGGAAGCU
Molecule: messenger RNA, 2218 nt
Organism: Seminavis robusta
Lineage: Eukaryota; Bacillariophyta; Bacillariophyceae; Naviculales; Naviculaceae
Source: the annotation of a GenBank genome assembly